Closterium sp. Naga37s-1 is the source of this 474-nucleotide messenger RNA. Lineage: Eukaryota; Viridiplantae; Streptophyta; Zygnematophyceae; Desmidiales; Closteriaceae. The record is from the annotation of a GenBank genome assembly.
AUGGCUGCUGUUGCAGCGAACAGCAAUCUUCCGAGAAGAAUAAUCAAGGAAACUCAACGACUGUUGAGCGAGCCUGCUCCGGGUAUCAGUGCAUCACCUUCGGAAGAAAACCUUCGUUAUUUCAAUGUGAUGAUAUUGGGGCCGUCUCAGUCUCCUUAUGAGGGUGGAAUCUUCAAGCUCGAGUUGUUCCUACCCGAAGAGUAUCCUAUGGCCCCUCCGAAGGUUCGUUUUCUCACAAGAAUCUACCAUCCAAAUAUCGAUAAGCUUGGCCGCAUCUGCUUGGAUAUUUUGAAGGACAAGUGGAGUCCAGCUCUUCAGAUUCGAACAGUUCUGUUAAGUAUCCAGGCUCUGCUGAGUGCCCCAAACCCUGAUGAUCCGCUGGCUGACAAUGUUGCUAAGCACUGGAAGUCAAACGAAGCAGAGGCAGUUGCAACAGCUAAGGAAUGGACACAAUUGUAUGCCACGGGAGCCUGA